Molecule: messenger RNA, 5593 nt
Organism: Sitodiplosis mosellana (orange wheat blossom midge)
Lineage: Eukaryota; Metazoa; Arthropoda; Insecta; Diptera; Cecidomyiidae
Gene: Dop2R
Product: dopamine D2-like receptor
Exons: 12
Coding region: 1606-3792 (728 amino acids)
Biological process (GO): adenylate cyclase-activating adrenergic receptor signaling pathway
Cellular component (GO): membrane
Molecular function (GO): dopamine neurotransmitter receptor activity, coupled via Gi/Go; G protein-coupled receptor activity
Source: RefSeq, a predicted model, not a curated record
UACACACGAUCCACAUGAUAUCGAAUGAAAGCAGUGAACUCGCAUCAACAUAAUCAGUGGGGCUGAAUACGCCGCCCAGAUAAGAUGUGUUGUCAAGUUAUCCAACACACCGUGCACUUCAAAACGGGGUUAACUCCAAAUUCAGUCCAUCAUCAUUGGGAAAACACAAUCAACGUGGCAAAAAUGCUUGGAACAUCACUAUUCGAUUUAAGCGAUUGAGCCAUUUUCAAAUGGCCAUAUUUAAUGAAAAAAAAUCAAAGCUAGAAUUUAUUCAGUUUCUGAUCAAGAAAAACGUACGCCAGUUAGUGUGAGUUUGAAACCGAGAUAACAUUGAUACGGUAAAGUUUGUUAAAUAAGAAUACGGUAAGAUACUAUCGUUUCUGUUCCGCAGACAUAAAUUCGAAGUGAAGUUACAAGAAAAUUUAAAAUCCAAAAGUCCAAAAAAGAAGAAAAGUUUUUUUCGUUAAAGAAAUUGGUUACAAGCAACAUUUUAUUAACUUGAAUUAUAAUAUCCGAUUGUGAAAUCAGUUGCAAAAAAAAAAAGAUAUUUCCAAAACAAGUUGUGCCGAGGAAUCUUCUGAAUUUUAAGUAGAUUUUGUGCGCACUCAAGUGAAUCGGUUGGUUUGUUGAGCACGGAAAAGUUCACGUAACGAGGAAACGCACAUCAAAUCAUUGGCCGUUUUAUCGUCAACCAUCUUGAACUAAUCCGAAUGCAUUGAAUUACCACGAAACACACACAAACAACAAAUCCAAUUUGAAUCAUGAAAUCCCGAACAAUAAAAGCUUUUAUUUCGCGAUGGAAUGUAGCAUGACAAUUCGACAGUUUUGAGGGAAUACGAAGAAAAGACGAAAUCGAGAAAUUCCAUUGAAAACUUUGAAGCCAAAUUUAGUAUUCAGCACGUGCCGGUUCGCACAAAGUUUCCGUAUUCAUGCCGAUACCGAUUUUCGUUUUAAUUUGUCUCGAUUUAUUUUCCGGCCACACACACACACAGAGAGAGAGAGAGAGAAGAAACAACUAAACGAAGCAAUGCAUUUCAAUAAAGCCCACAUCAUUUGAAGUUCGACUUCGAAAUCGAACUGAAACAAAACCAAAACAAAAGAAAAACUAUUCAAUAUGAUCGGAAUUGGUGUGUUUUUUUAGUUUUACUCAAUGCUCUAAGUCAAUUGAUUGAAACUGUGGUAUUUUUCCAAUUUCCAAAAAGCAAUUUUCGUACCGUGGUUUUUCUGUUUAUUUUACAAGGAGCUAGAGUUGAUUUUAUGUCUGACAAAGUAAAUGGGAAUUGUUGCUCAAGAAAUAGAAGCAAAAACCGUCGGAUUCGAAUAGUGUGUGAGUGUACGCGAGUGUACGCGAGUGUACGCGAGUGUACGCGAGUUUUUGAAAUAGUAAUCAAUCAAGAGCAUUGUGAAGACUUAGAAGAAACGAACGCCAAAAAAUCAGGACAAAAUGUGCUCCAUGCAGAAAUACUCACGAUUAUUGUAACAAAACCGAAGUAACUAGUAGGAAUUGCUUUUUUUUAUAAACAAGCAAAGACAUUAAAGGAAUUUAGAAGGAGUUUGUGUGAGUGUUUGUGAUAAAGUAGGCGAAACCGCAUCAGUCCCGCUGCGAUGGCAAACCAUUCAACGAAUUUAAACUGGAAUUCCCCAGAUUACUUCAAAUUGUUCGACGACAUCGGCGGUGGCGGUGGUGGUGGUGCUGGUGUUGGUGGUUCAAAUAGAAUUUCAGGUGGUGUGGCAGCACUGAAUGCCAACAACGUGGCGAAUGGAAACAAUGUGAACUUUGGCAGUUUCGAUUUUUACGGAAAUAGUUUGGCCAAUGGGAUUGGUAGUAAUAACAAUGGUACAGCCACCGUGUCUUCGUUGCCGCCAUCAUCCACAUCAUCAUCGUCCGUGAUUAAUCAAACAUUUCAAUAUCAAUACCAAUACGAUUAUGGCAGCGAGCCGCAUAGCAACAAAUCAAAUUACGAUGGCGGAAGCAAUUUUAUGCUUUUGAUGGAGGAUUUUAGUGCAUACUUUUACAACUAUAAUGGUAGCGUGGGCAGCGGCAUCGGCACAACCGGAUCCACACUCAAUGCAAAUAGUAGCAUCGGACUGGAUUUUCAAAAUUGUUCCAUUGCAAAUGCAACGUGUAACGAGCAUAUAGUAACAGUUGGACAAGAGUAUAAUUACUGGGCAUUAAUUUUACUAAUAUUUCCGAUAUUGACGUUAUUCGGUAACGUGCUGGUUAUAUUAUCGGUGUAUCGCGAAAGAACUUUGCAAACGGUCACAAAUUAUUUUAUAGUUUCGCUGGCGAUAGCUGAUCUUCUGGUGGCUGUUGUUGUUAUGCCAUUUGCCGUUUACGUUCUGGUGAAUGGCGCAUGGGCUCUUCCGAAUUUCGUUUGUGAUUUUUAUAUAGCUUGUGAUGUAAUCUGUUCGACAUCAUCAAUAUUUAAUUUAGUUGCCAUUUCAAUAGACCGAUAUAUAGCCGUAACGCAACCGAUCAAAUAUGCAAAGCAUAAAAAUAGUUUACGCAUAUUCGUCACAAUACUGCUGGUGUGGGCCAUAUCGAUAGCAAUCGGUUCACCCAUUGUGCUCGGUUUAAACAAUACACCGAACCGUGUACCGGACCUAUGCGCUUUUUUCAACACAAAUUUCAUCAUAUUCUCGUCGUUAGUCAGCUUUUAUAUACCAUGCAUCAUAAUGGUAUUUUUGUAUUGGAAUAUAUUUAAGGCACUUAGAAUGCGAGCGAAAAAGCAAAGAGCAGCCAAAAAACCAAAUUUAGCGGAUUUCACAACUGGAGGUAGUGUCAUCGAAAAUAUUGCGCAAACGAGACGAUUGGCUGAGACAACGUUAGAUAGUAGUAAGAGCGGUUCGAGAAUAAUGCCCGACGAUGCGCCAACCAAUACGGCAUCUGGUUCGAAUGAGGACGAAGACGAAAAUGCUGCGUCACCCGAUGUUGACGACUGCCAUGUAAUUGUUAACGACAAAUCGACUGAAUUCAUGCUAGCGACAGUUGUCGAAGAAACGGGAAAUACUUAUAGUGUUGUGGCACAAAUCACGACAUCGCCGUCACAAUGCGUCGUUAUGUCGUCCGAUCCGAAUGGAAACCACGAUUCGGGCUAUGCACCAUCAAAUAUUGAAGACGCUGUAGCUGGUACAAGUACACCGCCAGAGAGUCCACAACAUCGUAAAUGCACCGACAGUGGCGGGACACUGAAACGCAGCAGUUUGAACAAACGUAAUGGAAUUGACGGUUCACCGAAACGUGAAGCAGUCAGCAUGGGAAUGAAACCAUUAUCGAUUGUACGAUACGGAGUACAAGGAGCUUUGUCACUAACGCGAAACGAUUCGACUGUAUCGACCAAUUCGCGUGGAUCACGCAAAGACAAGAAAAAUUCACAGGCAUCUAGAGUGAGCGGUAGUUUUGUUGCGAUUACAUCAAAAAUGUCUCAGAAUCUUUCACCGACAUCAAGUCUUCCCGUCGUGGCAGAGGAUGAUGAAAGAUUCACCAUAUACAAAGUACAUAAAGCAUCGAAGAAAAAACGCGAGAAAUCAUCAGCGAAGAAGGAGCGUAAAGCAACAAAAACAUUAGCCAUAGUCUUAGGUGUUUUUCUAAUUUGUUGGGUACCAUUUUUCUCAUGUAAUAUCAUGGAUGCAAUGUGCACGAUAUUUGGAUUGCAAUGUUCGCCGGGUGUUACGGCAUUCAUACUCACCACUUGGCUCGGCUACAUGAAUAGUUUCGUAAAUCCGAUUAUUUACACCAUUUUCAACCCCGAAUUUCGAAAGGCAUUCAAAAAAAUCAUGAAUAUCAAAUAAGCGCUAGUAAGAGUAAAUCGAUUGAAAAUAGCAACAACAACAUCAACCAUAAUACUACUCGUGUAGUGUGUACUAAAGCUACAUUGUUUGUGAUUUACUUAAUCAACCAAAGAGGAUAAACGAAAUUCGGUCGACGAUUUGCGACAAUUUUCCAAACAUCCGUUGAAUAGCUCAAUACAACUAUAUCGUGUUCGUUCGAUCACAGGAAAAAAAUAACAGAAUAUACACAUACACACACAGAGAGAGAUAACCAAACUCUCACUCUAGUCUUACAAAACUGAAACAUACGAAAACAUUACCAAAGCGUUUUUAGAUAAAUUGCAAAAGAGAAUUACGUUUUUAACUUUUAACAAAAAGAAAAUACUAUCUCCAUAGAUAAAUGGUUGUAAAUACAGAUUAGAUUGUAAUCAAAUAAUUUCCAAUGAUGCGAAUGAAUGACAGACACAUUCCAUAGAAAUCUAAAUGUGAAUGUUGAGAAUAAAAAAACAAAGAAAAUGACAUAGCAUACAUAGGUAACAUAGAAAAUCGCAUGUAAUAAUUUCAAAGAGAAAUUCAAAGCAAACCAUUCCAUUUGUACAUAACGAUAGAAAGAGACAGAGCUAGACAUAGAGAAAAUAAUUCGAGUAUAGAAUAUGUUAGUUGGUGCCAAGUAAUUGAACAAUGAACACACAUACAAACACACACACAGCAUGACUAAUCAAUGUUCAGACAUUAAGUGAAAAUUUUAUUAGCUAAAUUGUAAUCUGAUUUUCAGCAAAGAAAAGACAGAUAACUAGAGACAAAUUGAUGCAUGCCUGUAUAUAAAUUUGAUUCCGUGUUGUUAUUUGGCACAUUUUGAUUAGGUUAAAUGAAUCAUUUAAAUUCUCAUCAUUUUGUAAAUAUACUCGAGUUUGGAUAUAGAACUUGGUAUUCAAAUGGGAACCAAAACUAGUGUAUAAAUGAUAGAGGGGAGAAAAAAAGAAAUGAAAAUGAAGAAGAUGAAAAAGCGGAAAAUCUAAUCAAAACGAUUAAGUUCUAUAUCAUUCCAUAGCCGUAAUCAUAUUGAAGUGUUGCGCUCGAUUGAAGCCGAUGUUCGAUAUCCCUAAUGAAACAAAAUCACUUGUGAAAAUGAUGAUGAUGAUAACGUAGCACGUAUAGAGAUUUGAAAUGUGUAUAUAUUUAUGACGAUUGUCCCACACAGAGCAACAAUAAAAUGUUGUUGACUAAAAUUGAACACACACAAAAAAUACAUAUCGAUUGAAAAUUUGCUACAACACACACACACAGCAAUCCAGUCGCUGUGAGAUGAAAGUCAUAACCUAACCUAUUUUAGUGCUGAUGUAUAUGCUACAAAUGCAAAGUGGAUGAUCCGCAACCCUUUUACUAAAUUGAGCACUAGCACAUCACACUCUCCCGUUUUGGAUCGUGUGUAAACUAACGAAGCAAAUCUAAUGGUUUUCAUUUUGGAAUAAAACGAAAAACAAACACACAUAAAAUCUUUUACAUUUUAAAUGGCAAUAUCACGCAGAAGACAUGAUGAAUUCCCAAUGAAUUCCGUUAGAUUUUCACUUAAUAAAUUCACAUCUCGCAUUUCUCGUUUCCGUAUCAAAACCCGUCAGACACAACAACAUGUAAAACGCUUCCAUUUUCAAAUGCAUAAUACAUAAUACCGUUAUCGCCAUCACACAUACACAACACCACCAUCAAAUUCGAUAUUUUUCAUAUUCCAACAUCAUUUUGACCGUGUAGAUAAUUUUCGUUGUGAUUUAUCAUUUUUCGUGCCACUCAGUUGUAGAUACAUAUAAAUGAAUACAAAAGAAAA